Spodoptera exigua (beet armyworm) is the source of this 3285-nucleotide messenger RNA. The record is from the annotation of a GenBank genome assembly. NCBI's taxonomy places the organism in Eukaryota, Metazoa, Arthropoda, Insecta, Lepidoptera, Noctuidae.
AAAAAGUUUUUGCCCGUCAAUGAGGUUGUUUGACCCGCAAAUAUUAUUUUGCGAAGUUAUUUCAUGCAAAUUAACUUUUGUAAAGAAAAUAAUUUUAAUUUUGCAAUUACUAAGUCCUCCUAUUAAAGCUAUUCGAUUGAAAAGUCGCCAUUUGGUGCAAGCGUUUCAUGUCGCAAAACAUUGCAAAUGGCGACGGAGGAGGACAUCGACACUCUCAAACUAUAUUGGGAUCACUUCUUCAAAGCGGAGACUGGUACUUAUGAGAAAUCGACGUGGCUAGACUUGUUUCUAGCCGAGUUCCUGAUCCGCGUCAAUGAUGGUGCCAACCCUAAGGAAUUGAUCAAGUUCUGUCCUGUAAGCGGGGUGGUGACGCUGGUUGGGUGCGAGCUGCUGUGCGGCAUCCACCGCGUGACGUCAUCCAUCAACACGCACUACUCCGUGCCACUGCCGAUACUCGACACAGCCGCGUCUGCGCCCGUUGCCCACAACAUCCAGAUACAUAAUGAAGGAAACGGUGAUAAUGCCAGCAUAGAACAAAGGCCUGACGAGCAGAAGGCAGGUCUCACCAGUUUGUUCACUCGCACCAACACGCAGUCUUCAGAACAGAUCCUAAGGAAGUACCUGCUUGGGGGCGUGGCCUGGCGGUGCCUCGUGCUGCUCAAAGCUUUGGGAGUUGAGGGGCUGUCGUGUUGCCGGCAGCUGAGCUCCGUGCUGAUCUGGUUGUUCGGUGAGCUCAGUGGCGCCACCACCAGCUCGGGCAGUGAGGCGGUACUGUCCCCCGCCACGCCGCGCACUCCUAUACACCAACUCUUCUCACAUAAAAUAUGGUCAAAACAAAAGCCUACGGGCGGGCAGACGUCCAAGAUGCAGUCUACGCCCGCAUCGGACAGAGGUUCCGUUACUGGCAGAUCACGGCACUCGAUGCAACCCAAAUUAGAUUCACUCGAACGAACGAAGAAAAGACUGUCCAAGCAAACAGACCAGUCCUCCGAGUCGGGGGACUCCAACGACGACCUGCAGAUCCUGAACCGCUCUCUAACCAUCAAAGUAGUCACGCCCAACGACGACUUCGAGUACUUCAACAGCACGCGCUCCUCCAACGAGUACCCCAACGACUCCUACUACGAUCCGUACUACACGCCGCGCAAACCCAAGCCCAAAGCGGAAGACUACAUCAACGAUAAACAUAGGGAAAUCAUCAACUUGGAGAUCUCAACAUUCCAGUUUACUUUAAUUAUAACAGAUCUACUACAAGAGCUAUGUAAAGCAGAAAGUAGUUUGUCCGGAUCUGAAGGAUCACAAAUCUCAAUGCAGUGCAUUAAUUUUUCCCUGCGUAACCUGUGCUCGUUACAGUUUAGCUCACUGCCACAGCAACAAGAUAAUGCUGUAGAAGUGUCCAGAAUUAAGGUGGCCCUGACAGAACUACUGAUGGUGUCACUAGACCAAGUGCUCAUCCACUCCGACCUCUGUGCCAAAUUAAUCAACAACGGUAUCCUGCCGAUGUUGCUUCGAAUACUAGAGGACGUCAUCUCGAAACGUAGACAAAAUAAACUCGAAUCCCAGAAUCGUAAAGAGGAUAAGACUGAAUCUGACAAUUUGCUCAACUUUGUAUUUGGAAUCGCGUAUUCAAUAACCGCGUUCUUCCACUGCCUGCUGAUGCAGUGCCGCAGCGUGGACAAGCUGCGGGAGUUCACGGAGCAGUUCAAGCUGUACGGGGAGUGCCUCAAGGGCGGGCUGCUCAAGGAGUGCAUCGAGCUGAUGAUCCGCAUCCCGGCGACGGGGGACGAGGCCGUGGUGCUGAUCAAGAAGCUGAUCGAGACGGUGGGCAAGCUGGUGGUGGGCAUGAAGCGCGUGCGCAGCGAGGUGCUGCACUCGGCGGCGUGCACGCGCGCGCGCCACAAGGCGUGCCGCGCGCGCGUGGCGGCCGGCCUGCACCACCACCACGCCGUGCUGGGCGACGCCAGCUGCGGCCUGCCGCUGCCCGCCGCCUGCUGCGUGGCCCUGCUCUACGCCACGCUCAGCGCGCUGCUGGCCGACGACGAGGUGGCCGCGCGCCCCGCGCUGCGCUCCAAGCUCCUCAAGGUCAUGCUCAGCUGCGGCGUCUGCUGCUGCUUCUCCCCCGGCCUGCUCAUGGAGAGCAUCGUGCGCCUCAUGCUCACCCACGCCAGCGCCGCGACGCUGUGUCUGCAGCUGCUGGAGCACACCGUGUACGGGGAGCUGGGCGCCAGCAUCCUGCUGCCCAAGGUCACGGACCAGCUGCCGUGCUCCAUCUGCGAGCCCUGCGACGACAAGAAGGAGGUGAGCAGAAAGCAGUGCUCGCACGGCAUCAGCCCCAUCGACCGGAAGAGCGUGUGGUCGUUCCUGUACCACUACAACUCCCUGCUGCAGCUGGACAACGACAACAACGUGCUGCACGCCACCGUCAGCCACCUGCUGCGGGUCACGCCCAAGUGUCGCAUGGAGAUGAAGUCCGAGCUGCUGUUCAGCGUCAUAUACCCGACCUUCAUCGUAGCCAAGCACAGAUAUAUGAUACGCAUGGAAGAGUCGGCCUACUUCCUUACCGUGUCCUGCCUGAACAUAUUCGCCAGUUUGCUGAACACCGUGUCGUUCGCGGAGCAGUUUAUUCAAAAAGGCGGCCUCAGUUACGUGCUGGAACUAGUUUCGCUCUCUGAAUUCUCGGACCAGUGUUGUUCUAUACUAGAGAUAGCGAUAAUCGUGGAAGUGUUCAAGCUAAUGAAGGAGAACUCGGAGCUGUCGUACUUCAGGGAGAUGGGCUCGCUGGCCUCGGUGCAGAUGUUGUUCAAGUCGCUGACGGAGGUGACGGACAGGUGUUACAAGAUAUACAGGCUGCAGCUGCCGGAGGAGCAGUUCCGGGAGCUGUGCGACGUGAGCAAGGAGCGGGACAUGCUGGCGCUGGUGCAGCCGGCGGAGCCCCGCGCCACGCGGCACGCGGCGGCGGGCGCGGGCGCGGCGGAGCCGGCGGAGGGCGCCGCGGAGACGCUGAAGCGCGCGUGCACGUUCUGGAAGACGUGCGCGGCGCUGUGCGCGCACAGCCCCCUGUUCCGCGAGCACGUGCUGGGCGAGGCGGCGCUGCUGGACAGCUACGCGCUGCUCAAGCUGCUGCUGCAGGCGCUGUGCGCGCGCGCCGCGCCGCCGCACCUGCUGCGUCUGCUCGUGCGACUCGUCGAGGCGCUGCUCACCAUGCAGCUGGCGCUCUCAGGUCAUUAUACUACUUACUUUUUUUUUUAUGUAUUAUAUCGGCAAUUGAGCCAGCGGCUUACCUGA